AUGGCAAGUUUCAUUUCCGUUCCCUCCGUCGCCCCAACCUUCCAUUCCCGCCGCCGUGAUCCAAUUCUCCGUCCAAAACACGGCCGGAAACUCCGCAAACUCCGGUGCUACUCAAAGAGCCCAAUUAACCAUUCAUCAGCCAGCGACAACAAAUCCGAGCCUGAAAAUCUGGUGCUGAAAAUCGCUUGGUACGGAUCUGAACUUCUCGGAGUAGCUGCUUCACUCCUCCGUUCACCGGCGAAGGCUGAGGACGCUGGAGCUGCCGUUGAGCUUGCCGUCGACGGAUUGGGGAAAGUCGAUCGAGCCGCGGUCGUGGAGACCAUCAAGGAGGAUUUCAGAAGAUCUUUCAUUGCCGUUCCCUCCGUCGCCCCAAACUUCCAUUCCCGCCGCCGUGAUCCAAUUCUCCGUCCAAAACACGGCCGGAAACUCCGCAAACUCCGGUGCUACUCAAAGAGCCCAAUUAACCAUUCAUCAGCCAGCGACAACAAAUCCGAGCCUGAAAAUCUGGUGCUGAAAAUCGCUUGGUACGGAUCUGAACUUCUCGGAGUAGCUGCUUCACUCCUCCGUUCACCGGCGAAGGCUGAGGACGCUGGAGCUGCCGUUGAGCUUGCCGUCGACGGAUUGGGGAAAGUCGAUCGAGCCGCGGUCGUGGAGACCAUCAAGGAGGAUUUCAGAAGAUCGUAUUUCGUUACAGGAAACCUCGCGCUUGAUGCUUAUGAAGAGGACUGUGAAUUUGCUGACCCGGCAGGCUCAUUCCGUGGUUUAAGUCGUUUCAAAAGGAACUGCACGAAUUUCGGGUAUCUAAUCGAAAGGUCGGAUAUGAAGCUCAUGAAAUGGGAGGAUUUUAAGCUACUGGCUAUACAGAGUAUUACUUUGAUGAAAAAUCUGGGAGAGUAUGCAGGCACGUUGAACACUGGAAUGUUCCGAAAAUGGCUCUUUUGA
Striga hermonthica is the source of this 942-nucleotide messenger RNA. The record is from the annotation of a GenBank genome assembly. Lineage: Eukaryota; Viridiplantae; Streptophyta; Magnoliopsida; Lamiales; Orobanchaceae.